Messenger RNA from Callorhinchus milii (elephant shark), 2423 nucleotides. It is a transcript of the gene cfap206, whose product is annotated as cilia and flagella associated protein 206. The coding region runs from base 352 to 2229 and encodes 625 amino acids. The transcript has 13 exons. Gene Ontology annotation, cellular component: axoneme; ciliary basal body. NCBI's taxonomy places the organism in Eukaryota, Metazoa, Chordata, Chondrichthyes, Chimaeriformes, Callorhinchidae. The record is from RefSeq and is a predicted model, not a curated record. Gene Ontology annotation, biological process: regulation of cilium beat frequency; regulation of flagellated sperm motility; sperm axoneme assembly.
GAGAGAUCAAGUGAGUGAGGGACACAGAGAGGCAGAAAGAAAGAGAGGGAUACACUGGGUGAAAGACCAACAAAAAGGGGCAGAAAGUGAGUGAGAAAGAGAUACAGUGAGUGGGAGAGACUGAUCCAGUGAGAGAGGGCUGGAGAGACUGUGCUCCUAUGCAGCUCUGUGGUUAAUGGGACAGGAUCUGGCAGUUGUAAACCAGCUUAGGGUAUUGCUAAACUGACACGUUUGGGCUCUCCUCAGAACAACAACCUGCGUUUACAGUGAACUCUGUCCUGUGGCUUUAUUCAGAGGGAUAGGAUAUAAAAGUGAGGCGAUGUUGAAUUUAUACAAAACCAUCGCUGCAGAAUGUCUCGAACUCAGGCUGAGUGUGUCAUCAAAAACAUCAUUCGGGAAAUAGCGCAAGAGUGUGCAGACAGAGCACAGACAGUGUCCGAGACCCUUGUAGCUUUUAUGGUUAAAGCUGUUGUUCUGGAUCCAAGGAAUGAGUUUAACGUGGAUAGAAACCUCACAAAGAAUGACGUACAGAAACUCAUUACGCUUUGUGUGGACAGAUUACUGGACACAAAACGCCCUUCACUUGACACAAUCAAGAUGCAAGUUUACUUCGACAUGAAUUACACAAGCCGAGUUGAAUUUCUUUGUGAACAUCGCCGUGUCUUGGAAUCCAGGCUGAGCCCUGUGUGCAGAGAAAUCACUGAUAGUCGUGCAAGGACCCGAGAUGAGUUGGAAUCUCUCUACCGUAAAAUUGUCAGCUUUGUAUUGCUUCAAUCGGGCCUCGGAUCCCCCACCAACAUAAAUGUGGUGAGAGAGGCAACUGCUGCUCUGCAGAGCGUCUUUCCACAGAUUGAGCUGAGCACCUUCCUUUCCCUCACGAAAAAGGACAAGGAGAGACAGCUGAAUGAACUGAACAUGAUUGUCACUGGCAUUCGGCUGUUCAACAAAAGCUGUAAGAAAGGUGGCGAGGGCAUCGAUGACUUGCCUGCUAUUCUGAAUGAGGCUGUUCCAGCUACGAGCCAAAACAUAGACCUUGAGCUGCAAGCUACUCAACAGCUAAUUUACCACUACACAGCCAUCAUUGAAAGGCUUGAGAACAGCCGGGAACAUUGCUAUGAGCAAGAUGGGCUGCACGAUAAAAUGAAGGAGGCUUUGUUCAACGUGAGACAGCAUGAGAUCUUUCUGCGUAUCAUUUCGAACGAUAUCGUAAUUUGUGCUCAACAAGUAGAGGUGCUGGAGUCUCAGCUAAGGCAACAAAUGGAGGAACUGAAUUCCAUAAUCAGGACAAAGGCAGCCGUACCCACUGCACAGGUCUAUCCUCAUUUUAUUGCAUUGUCCAACCUGUGGACAUGCUUCCAGGAUGAGAUGGUGCUGCUCAGUGUCUUCAGUAACUUAGUGACCAAUUUGGAUCCGUUCCUGGCAACCCAUGUACAGCUGUUUCCAACGGCUGUCAUUCAGCCCUUGUUGGAAGGAGUGACUGUGAAAUCAGAUGAGGACAGGAUAAAAGAAUCAGAAGGAGUAACAGUAGAUCCAGAAAUCUUCCAGAAUCGUGUGUGGAUCUUCCCAGGGAGCGUGCCAAAUUUUAAACAAAUCUUAUUGCAGUACCGAGGAUUUUGUGCCUAUGCAUUGGGUGGAAGGCAUGGUUUGAUUUUGCCAGCAAACCCAAAUAUUGGAAUUCUUAAUUAUCAAGGUAAAUACUAUGGAUUCUCCUCCAAGGAGGCUGCGAGUUCGUUUGCUCGAAUACCUGACUACUACAUUGCUAUGGUCGCACAGGAAGCUAAAGCCUGUGCAGAGCUUAUUCAGCUGCUGGAGCUCCACCAUCAGUUUGCCUCAAUUACGACUUAUUCACAGACUAAAUCUACAGAUAAAUGGCACAUAAGGUCCAUCACGAGGAAUGACAGUAGCACACAGACUGAUACCCACAUCCUAGAAUCAAAUAUUGUUAAAUCGUAUGAAUGGAAUGAAUGGGAGAUCAGACGAAAAGCUAUUAAACUGGCAAACUUGCGUAAAAAGAUGAGUCAUUCCAACCAGACCCAACUCAGCCACAUGAGAAGAGACAACUUUACCCAGGUUUACGAACAAAGGAACAAGGGAGUACAAACAAAACGAGAAAAUUCCAGCAAUGUACCCAAACCAAAAGUCUUCUAUGCAGGCCUGCGUGGAGGAAAAUCAACAGAUCCUACAGUGGUGACCAAAAUCAACUUAACAAGAGCUGUGGAUGAAACCUAAAACUGUUCUGCAAAAAGAAAUCUUAAUCAUUUCUGUGUCAGUUUUAAAUAUUAUUUUUUCAUCAUAAAUGUUUUAUAACAAUGCUUUAACAUUGUUUUUUCUAAAUGUUCAAUUCAUAGUUAUUCUGUUUGAUGCCUAUUUUUGAAGUACAGAAGUUCAGGCUGUAUUAUGUAUUAAAUGAAAAUUAAGUCAAA